UACUUGCUUGCCGCUAUAAAGCGCGCACCGAUCCACGAUGCCGUCUCGCCCAGCCCCGUUCAUCUCUCGCCUCCGGCUCCUCCGAACCGCCGCCCCCCUCUCCCCGCCGCCGCCCUCCGCGCCGCCGCGGUACAGCCACCGCGUCCUCGCUAGCCCUUCCGACGUGCUUCGUCCGCCGAGCGUCUCCGCCGCCGUCUCGCCGCUGGUCCGCCCGGUCGCCGCCGGAUUCGCGCUGUUCAGCAUGGCCGCCUCCUCCUCCGCCGCAUCCGUCCACGACUUCACCGUCAAGGAUGCAAGUGGCAAAGAUGUGGACUUGAGCACCUACAAGGGGAAAGUUCUCCUCAUCGUCAAUGUUGCAUCUCAGUGUGGCUUGACCAAUUCCAACUACACGGAGCUGAGCCAGUUGUAUGAGAAGUACAAGGACCAGGGUUUUGAGAUCCUUGCUUUCCCAUGCAACCAGUUUGGUGGACAGGAGCCUGGCAGCAAUGAGGAGAUUGUCCAAUUUGCUUGCACCCGCUUCAAGGCCGAGUAUCCAAUUUUUGACAAGGUUGAUGUUAAUGGUGACAACACUGCACCCAUCUACAAGUUUCUGAAGUCCAGCAAAGGUGGUCUUUUUGGUGACAAUAUCAAAUGGAACUUCUCCAAAUUCCUGGUCGACAAAGAGGGGCGUGUUGUGGAGCGCUAUGCACCAACUACUUCUCCGCUCAGCAUCGAGAAGGAUAUCAAGAAGCUGGUUGGAAGUUCUUAAAAACCUACCACCGGACCCAACAGAUACACUGCUGCAUGCAUUGAGCACUUGGAACUUCCAAUAAUGUUGUAAUAAAACCGUGCUUGGAAUUGCUCUGUAGUCCUACCAUGUAAUGUAUAAAGUGUAAUGAAGUUGGCUUAUUGUAUCACUUCUCUUGCAAAUAUAUCUCCCGUAUCUUUGUUCGUUAUUGAGAUCUGCGACUGCGAUCAGCAAGUUCCAUCU
Oryza brachyantha (malo sina) is the source of this 970-nucleotide messenger RNA. RefSeq names its product probable phospholipid hydroperoxide glutathione peroxidase. NCBI's taxonomy places the organism in Eukaryota, Viridiplantae, Streptophyta, Magnoliopsida, Poales, Poaceae. Gene Ontology annotation, molecular function: glutathione peroxidase activity. Gene Ontology annotation, biological process: response to oxidative stress. The record is from RefSeq and is a predicted model, not a curated record. Gene Ontology annotation, cellular component: cytosol. The coding region runs from base 38 to 748 and encodes 236 amino acids. The transcript has 6 exons.